This is a messenger RNA of Rhagoletis zephyria (snowberry fruit fly), 2330 nucleotides long. RefSeq names its product leucine-rich repeat protein shoc-2 (gene Sur-8). Gene Ontology annotation, cellular component: cytoplasm. Lineage: Eukaryota; Metazoa; Arthropoda; Insecta; Diptera; Tephritidae. Gene Ontology annotation, molecular function: protein binding. The record is from RefSeq and is a predicted model, not a curated record.
CAAUUUUAGCUGUAAAUUUGGGCAACAAGUUGUCGCCUCAGACCGCUACGCUGGGAAAAAUUAUGAACUUGUGUUCUUCUGCCGGUACAACAGAAUCAACAUCAUCUUUGGCAGGUGUAGACAGUUCUAACGAAGGUGGCAGAAGUGGUUUUGGAAGUGUUUUGACCACCCAUUGUUUCGGCAGUAGCAGCAACAGCAGCAGUAGCUGCGCCGCAGCUGUAACGACGAGUCUCACAACUAACCAAGGAAGUAGCGGCAGUGGCAGCGCUUGUGGUGGCGGUGCCAGCGGCAGUAGCCUUGGCAACAACAACGAAAUGCCACCGGAAACACGACCUAAGGUGGUGACAGUUAAACACCCCGAAUCUAACAAGCCUAAGCCUACGACAAAGAAAAGUAAACCCAUACAAGCUGACCAGGAUGUCGUUAAAGCACUUCAACGUUGCCGGGAAGAAGGCAUAAAACGUUUGGAUUUAAGUAAAUCCUCCGUCACAGUUAUACCAACAUCAGUGAAAGAGUGCAUUCAUCUUACAGAACUUUAUUUGUACAGCAACAAAAUUAGUCAACUACCUAGUGAAAUUGGGUGUUUGGUUAACUUAAAGACACUUGCAUUAAAUGAAAAUUCUUUAACUUCGUUGCCAGAAUCAUUGCAGAAUUGUAAGCAGCUUAAAGUUCUUGAUUUAAGGCACAACAAGCUUGCCGAAAUACCGGCGGUAAUAUAUCGUCUGCGUUCACUGACCACACUCUAUUUGCGAUUCAACCGUAUUAUAGCGGUAGCCGCCGAUAUACGCAAUUUAACUAAUUUGACUAUGUUGAGUUUGCGAGAAAACAAAAUAAGGGAGCUUGGUUCAGCGAUUGGUGCAUUAGUAAAUUUGACAACGCUAGAUGUGUCCCACAACCACCUUGAACACUUGCCUGAGGAGAUUGGCAAAUGCGUGAAUUUGAAUGCAUUGGAUUUACAGCACAACGAGCUUUUGGAUAUACCAGAAACGAUUGGCAAUUUGAAAUCUUUGGUCCGUUUGGGUUUAAGAUACAAUCGCCUUUCUAGUAUUCCAGCAACACUGAAGAAUUGCAAAUGCAUGGACGAGUUUAAUGUCGAGGGCAACGGUAUAACACAAUUGCCCGAUGGGCUUUUGGCUAGCCUUAGUGCUCUGACGAACAUAACGCUGUCGCGAAACGCUUUCACCAGUUACCCGACCGGUGGGCCUGCGCAAUUUACUAACGUCUACAGUAUCAACCUUGAACAUAAUCGCAUCGACAAAAUACCAUAUGGUAUAUUCUCGCGCGCCAAAGGUCUCACAAAACUAAAUAUGAAGGAAAACGUACUUACUGCGUUACCACUAGAUGUAGGCACCUGGGUUAAUAUGGUCGAACUGAAUUUGGCAACAAAUGCAUUACAGAAGUUACCUGAUGACAUAAUGAACUUACAAAAUCUUGAAAUUCUAGUUCUGUCCAAUAACAUGCUCAAGAAGAUUCCGAAUACUAUAGGUAAUUUGCGUAAACUGCGCAUUCUUGACCUGGAAGAGAAUCACAUAGAGGUUCUCCCCAACGAGAUUGGACUUUUGCACGAGUUGCAAAAGUUAAUUUUGCAAACAAAUCAGAUAUCGAUAUUACCGCGUAGCAUCGGCCAUCUCAGCAAUCUUACGCACCUGUCAGUAAGCGAAAAUAAUUUACAGUACCUGCCCGAAGAGAUUGGCUCGCUGGAGAAUCUUGAAAAUCUAUACAUUAAUCAAAAUCCGUGCUUAGAGAAGCUGCCCUACGAGCUGGCACUAUGCCAAAAUUUGAAAUAUCUAAACAUUGACAAAUGUCCUCUGAGCACGAUACCACCAGAGAUACAAGCUGGUGGCCCGUCGCUUGUUCUUCAAUGGCUGAAAAUGCAUUCGCCAUACAGGCAGAUGUGAGUGGGUAGUGUGGAAGAUUCUGGGGAUGGCGGUGGUGCUCAAUGGCGCACAUUUUACAUAAGCAACGACUGCUUCUUUGAGUUUGAAUUAGAAGCUGAGGCCGAAGCCCAGCGACGCUAACAACGUCGGUCUUGGAAAUGCACUGUCAGUUGAGAUGUAUAGUUAAAAGUGUUGGUCAGUGCGUUUCCGACAAUUAUUGCCAGUGCAAAAACAAAUACACAUACAUGCAUAUGUAUAGUAUUUCAAUAAACAAACAAUCUAAGAGUAACGACUUACAUAUGUAUUAACGAAACUUAAAACGACGAAUAUAGUGAGUGAAGUAUUUCGAAUGCGAAGCGCUUUCUCUCGCGAAAAUUGAAAAAGAAAAACGAAUUGUAAACAAUAUUUUUUGUUGAAAACGUUAUGUUAAAACUGUAUGUUGGUUAAACAAAA